AACAACACAUAUAAGAGCAGAGAAUCCUUCUGUCUGGCACACCUUGCACCUUGUUUUCUACUGGAAUAAUUUGUAGACGAUUAACAAAAUGCCUGUAAGUCUUUGUGGUACUUGGGACAUGGUGAGCAAUGUCAACUUUGAGCGAUACAUGAUUGCUUUAGGGACCAGUCUGUACACCCGCAAGAUUGCCCUGAAGUUAAAACAUCGUAAAGUGAUCGAGCAGGUGGGGGAUCAAUACGUUGUCAAGACUCUCAGCACCUUCAGAAACUACACUUUCUCCUUCAGAGUCAAUGAGGAGUUCGAAGAGUUCACCAAGGGGCUGGAUGACAGACACUGCAAGUCUCUGGUGACAUGGGAGGGGAACAAGGUGGUGUGCAUUCAAAAGGGCGAGAAGAAGAACAGAGGUUGGGCACACUGGAUCGAGGACGACAAACUCCAUUUGGAGUUGCACUGCGAAGAUCAAGUCUGCAAGCAAGUUUUCAAACGGGUUGUUUGAGGUCCUGCUGUGGCGCUUGCUGUGAGAAAAGAAGGUGUAUUGAUGUAAACAAAACUGUUUAUACUUCUAAGUCAGAGGGAUAUGAAGAAGGAAGAAGAACCAUGAGUUUCAACUUCUGCCUCAAAACCUGACUAAUCAAUGACAUUCAGUGAGAGGCUUGCAGACUGAGCCAGAGCGUCUAGGAGCGUGAUGUAUAUCGCCACUAGAGGGCGCCAUAAGACCGCGAACAAACAGAACUCUAGUCAACAGCAGUUUGCUCACUGUGUGUGCCACCAUUGCCUAAUCAUGUUUACAUGUAAUACAAGAACCACAUUCACUUAGCAGUCUGCAAUGUGCUUCUGUAUUUCUGCAAGCCAGAAUCAUUAUUUCACCUGAAUAUUACUAAUUAAGGACUGUGCCGCUUUUUAAAUACUUAAAAAACAUUUUGUAACUGGUUAAGUUUUUUUUUUUUUUUUUUUAUAAUCUUGUGAAGAUUUACAGUUUUUUUUGUUUAUGUAUGUGACAGAUAAAUAUGCACACUUUGUUCAUUAAAUUACUUGAAUUCAA
Molecule: messenger RNA, 1042 nt
Organism: Cyprinus carpio (common carp)
Lineage: Eukaryota; Metazoa; Chordata; Actinopteri; Cypriniformes; Cyprinidae
Product: retinoid-binding protein 7-like
Biological process (GO): fatty acid transport
Cellular component (GO): nucleus; cytosol
Molecular function (GO): fatty acid binding
Source: RefSeq, a predicted model, not a curated record